Messenger RNA from Pisolithus orientalis, 216 nucleotides. RefSeq lists its product as uncharacterized. The record is from RefSeq and is a predicted model, not a curated record. NCBI's taxonomy places the organism in Eukaryota, Fungi, Basidiomycota, Agaricomycetes, Boletales, Pisolithaceae. The transcript is spliced from 3 exons. The coding region runs from base 1 to 216 and encodes 71 amino acids.
AUGAAGCAGGGUUGUGAGAAGUCGACCAAGGCCAUGGGAAAGAAGGUGCAGGCAGGUGCAUCAGUUGCACAGUCUUUGAAGGCUGCAAAGGCUAGCCCAUCCAAGAGGGCUGCUGAUGACAAUGAUGACAAAGUGGAGGUAGUUGAGAGCCAUGCGCAUGUGAAGGUGCAUGUUGAUCAGCUCACUGAGGCACUGGAGAAGAUUGGGGUGGAGUAG